This is a messenger RNA of Cuscuta campestris, 1486 nucleotides long. The record is from the annotation of a GenBank genome assembly. NCBI's taxonomy places the organism in Eukaryota, Viridiplantae, Streptophyta, Magnoliopsida, Solanales, Convolvulaceae.
GAUCGUAACAAAAAGCACCCUAGCUUGGAUGGUUAGGAAUUCAACUAAAUGACCAAGAGAUCCUUGUUUCAAACCCCAUGGUGGGCUUUUGGAAAAAAAUUGCAAAAAAAGAACUGGUCUAACCGGUCAAACCGAUCGAUUUGUCUAAAAGGGUGACAUAUCAGCUCGCCACAUGUCGCGCUUUAACUUUGCCAAAUGUCGCCACAUCAGCUCGCCACAUAUCGCGCUUUAGCUCUGCCAAAAGUCACGUUAAAUUGGGCAUCAUCUGGUAUUGGGGAACGGCGUGAUACUGGUCCCGAGCAUUCCAUCUUUGUAGGUGAUUUAGCUCCAGAUGUUACGGACAACUUAUUGCAAGAUACAUUCCGUGCUCAUUAUGCAUCUGUGAGAGGAGCUAAGGUUGUCACUGAUCCAAACACUGGACGAUCCAAGGGGUAUGGUUUUGUUAAAUUUGCUGACGAGGCAGAAAGAAACCGUGCCAUGAGUGAGAUGAAUGGCGCCUAUUGCUCUAGUAGGCCAAUGCGCAUAAGUGCGGCAACACCAAAAAAAACCAGCGGCCUUCCACAGCCUUAUGCCAUAGCCAAGGCAGUAUAUCCAACUGCAGUCUAUCCUACUGUGAUACCAACAGUUCCUGAAAGUGACAUCAAUAACACUACUGUUUUUGUUGGCAAUCUGGACCCUAAUGUUACAGAGGAGGAACUGCGACAAAUUUUUUCGCAACUUGGGGAGAUUAUUUAUGUCAAGAUUGUUGCUUCUAAAGCAUGUGCUUUCGUACAGUUUGCUGCAAGGGCAUCUGCUGAGGAAGCAAUUCAGAGGAUGAGUGGAACUAUGAUUGGUCAACAAAUAGUUCGUGUGUAUUGGGGUAGGAGCCCAGCUGCUAAACAGGACUCUGGUCAAUGGGGUCAGGUAGCUGAUGCAAGCCAAUGGAGUGCUUAUUAUGGCUAUGGACAGGGAUAUGAUGCAUAUGCGUAUGGAGCCACUCAAGAUGCCUCCAUGUAUGCAUAUAGUGCUUAUCCUGGCUACACCCAAUACCCUCAACAGAGUGAAGGAGCUCAAGAUAUGGCACUCACUGCCCCGGCUAUGGACCAAAAGGAAGAAAGACACGACCCCUUGGCCACACCUGAUGUUGACAGGUUAAAUGCUUCUUACCUUGCCGUUCAUGCAAGUGCCAUCUUAGGCAGGACAAUGUGGCAAAAGGCAUAAUAAUAAUCCCUUCCGAUCUAAAUCAUACCUCGUAGUGAUUCAAUAUGGUUUAAUUUUUGUAAUGACACUCUCAAAGGGAUAAAUGAAACCUAGUCCAGCAUUUUACAUGCUACUUCCAUGCCUGGUGGUUCUCCAGUGAAAUGCUAUGUUCCCAACAAUGCAUACAUAUCUUUGUUAGUUGUAUGGCUUUUCCUUAUUGAUUUUGCAGCUCUUCUGAAUAAAGAGCUGUUUGUAUCUCUUAUCAUGCAGAUCCUAAAAACCCCUGGUGCCCAUUUGUUUAGACCUA